UUCUCACAUGCCGUCACAAUCCAAACGGAGGGUAAAUUUCCCCAAUACUCUAUCUCUACGGAUAAAACCUAAUCCCCGAAACGAAGUUAAAGGUCAGUUGUAGGGGCUGAAGCGUUGAGCAAAGGAUUGUCGUCACCAUCCUCUGAUUGCCCCAAAAAGGCAGCAAAAUCCCACAAUUAUUGUAAUGGAAUUAGCAGACAAGGCCGUUGGGUUUCUGUUAUCAAUUGUCAGCCUAUCCAUAUUCACUUAUUAUACUUUUUGGGUCAUCAUCCUGCCAUUUGUUGACGAUGAUCACUUUAUCCACAAGUACUUUCUUCCCCAAGAAUUUGCCAUUCUCAUUCCUGUACUUGCUGGUGUGGCACUUCUCUGCUUCUUGUCUGUCUUUGUUGGGUUUGUGAUGCUCAAGUCCAAAAAGAAGGCGGCAUGAUGCUUACUAUGACAGCAGUUUUUAAUUGAUUUUGAAGACGGCUUUUAGCUAUCUGACAUCUUGUAGUUUUAAGAUGAGAGCAGCUCCUAGGAUGUGUGUGCGCGAGUGCAUGUGUUUUUCCUCAUAUACUAUCUUGAUUCUUGAGUACCAUUGAGUCUUCUCGAAUUGUUUUUAUUUCAGUUGUCGUAGUUACUUUGACGUGUAGGUGACUCUGACUGUUACGUAUCAUUAUGAUUUGUGAUAGCAUAUACCUCUUUUUUCCUGUUCAAAGUUAUCUGUUUAGUUGAACAUGCAUGUUCAGGAUCA
Molecule: messenger RNA, 733 nt
Organism: Camellia sinensis
Lineage: Eukaryota; Viridiplantae; Streptophyta; Magnoliopsida; Ericales; Theaceae
Gene: DPMS2
Product: dolichol phosphate-mannose biosynthesis regulatory protein-like protein
Biological process (GO): dolichol phosphate mannose biosynthetic process; GPI anchor biosynthetic process
Cellular component (GO): dolichol-phosphate-mannose synthase complex; endoplasmic reticulum membrane
Molecular function (GO): enzyme regulator activity
Source: RefSeq, a predicted model, not a curated record